AUGAAAACACAGAUCAAAUAUAUUAAUUCAAUUAGAAUAUACAUAUACAUAACAACAUUUAAACAUUUUGCAUUUAACUACGCAAAACAAUCACUUUCUACCCAUAUUCUAUAAAUUGUUCGGAAAAUGCUUCUUAACACUGCAAUCUCUGGUCCAUUUAUAAUUGUUAGCUGGGUUAUUUGCUACAGCAUUGCCAAUAUCGUUUAAUGUUUUCAAUUGUCAGCCACAAAGAAAAGUGGAAUAGUACAUACAGCAGUGAAAGGGGACACAAUGGCCGAAUUACCGGAAAAUUUGCAAAUUGUUAAGACAGAAGGACCACAAAUACCGGAAACGGAAGCACAGCCGCGUCGCUUUAUUAAGGAGCGUCUAAAUUUGCACGUGAAACGACGUCUUCAACAAGAGCAGGAACUCCACAUAGAACCGCAACAAACAAAAAUAAUUACUCACCCUUCUGGGAAUACAGCACGAGAAACAGUGACAACUGCAGCACCAGCGCCAGCACCGCAAUCAGCAAACGUGAACGUGAAUUCGACAGUAAACGACGUCACAGCGCCGACAUCAACAUCGAAAAGGAAAGAGAAACAACAACAGAAAGAACCAGCCAAAACACGAAGACCCUAUCAAAAGCGAACGGACAAAAACACCACCAAAAUACAAACACAAUCGCUGACACAAAUGCAAAUAAGUGCUGAAGAUGGCGGAAAAACUCGCAGAAACAAACGUCACAAAGCACAGGGAACAUUGGUGGGUAACGUAGUGCAAACGUCGGCUGGUAGUGCAGCGCAUAGUGGAAGCGCCGGUGCUUUAUGCUUAUCCCCCGGCGUGGAGGAUGGUAGUGGUGGCGGUGGUGAUGAAAUGGACGGUCGAGAUGUGUACUCCCGUGAUAAAGAGAAAUGCCCAGAUAUCUUAGGUAUGGUUUUGAGUGGCAAAAAACGUGCUCUAUUGCAGAAUUCUGAAGUAAAGCAAUUUUUAGCCAAUAUUAUGACCGCUUUUAAGAAUUGAUAUAAUUUUUCUGCUUAUAUAUAUAUUUUUGUUAUAAAAUAAAUAGUACUCGCGAUCCAACUGCUGGAUAAUAGUCAACAAAGUAGGAGACUAAAACGAUAUUAUUCGUUAGAUCUCCCCUUUCGAUUGAAAUGAUUUCACCUUCAUUUUUAUAAAAUAUUUUGCAUUGCAUUGUGCUUCAACAUUAUUGUUUUUGUCAGCAAAUUUAGUUAUUGUCAUUUUAUUAAUAAGACAGAUUCUAAAAAAAACUGAAUAUAAUAUAAAAAAAAAAUAGAUAAAUACGUAUAUUUUUGAAUAUUUAUUGAGUGGAAUGACAUAUUCAUAAAAAUAGUUUUUGGUAAAUAUAAUCGUCAAUUUAAAAUUUGCGCAAUAAUACAACCGUGUUUAUAAACAUCUGAUCACCCCCAUUUGGACACAUUUAAGACCGCUGGAUAAACAGCAACCGAUUCCCUUCAUAUUUCUAUUAUAUAAAAAAAUGAAUAACUUAACGCGUUUGUUGGCUAAUUUUACCUUAAACGCUUCCCGGCAUCAGCUAAUAAACAAUGGCAGUAUUGUGACUGCUUGUAUUCAAGUUCGUGGAAAGUGCAAGGUGGUAGAAAAGCCGAAACCAGGUGCUGGUCAUCAAUUCCGACGUGUGGUGCACUACCCUGAAGAAUACACCAUAAAACCAUUGAAAAUCACACAUUUAGCAGGGCGUGAUCCAGAGUCCGGACGCUUGGUGGCUAAAGGCAUAGGUGGUGGAAUAAAACAGAAAUUCCAUUGGGUGAAAUGGGUACGGGAUGGGCCAAUGGAAGGACCACCACAAGAGGAGCUUGUGAUAGAAAUAAUCGAUGAUGGUUGUCGCACUGCAAAGGUGGCACUUGUUGGCGUAGGAGAUGAACUUAAAUACAUACUAGCAACAGAAAAUAUGAAAGUUGGUGACAUCAUAAGAACAUCCCGAUUUAUACCGCGUAUACCUGUACGCCCAAAUGAAGGAGAUGCCUACCCCCUUGGUGCUUUACCAGUUGGCACACGCAUACAUAACCUGGAGAAAAAUCCCGGCUAUCCAUUUCACUUGAUACAUGCCGCAGGUACUUUUGGCACCAUUUUACGGAAAUUUGAUGAUAAAGUCGUCGUUCAGUUACCAUCAAAACGAGAAUUUGCAUAUGAUCGUACGUGUAUGGCUACAGUUGGUCGUCUAUCCAAUGUUGAGCACAAUAAAGAACAUAUUGGAAGCGCACAACGAAUGCGUCAACUAGGUAAUCGUCCACGUUCCGGUUUGUGGAAACGAAAAGAAGGUAAACAUGGCCGAAAAAUACGCAAAUUACCGGCAAUGUCUCUCACAUCACCACCGCCCCAGCAAAAAGACGAAGUAAUUAAAUUAACUUUGAAUUUGUAAAUGUAUUGAAUAAUAGAGCAUUUUGGAGUUCUAUGAUUAUUAAAGUUUAAUGAACAAAUUUA
Bactrocera oleae (olive fruit fly) is the source of this 2442-nucleotide messenger RNA. It is a transcript of the gene mRpL2, whose product is annotated as mitochondrial ribosomal protein L2. Gene Ontology annotation, molecular function: structural constituent of ribosome; RNA binding. The record is from RefSeq and is a predicted model, not a curated record. Gene Ontology annotation, biological process: mitochondrial translation. Gene Ontology annotation, cellular component: mitochondrial large ribosomal subunit; ribosome. Lineage: Eukaryota; Metazoa; Arthropoda; Insecta; Diptera; Tephritidae.